AGUCAGUUGCUGCUGUGAGGGCCUCAGCAUGCUGAAGUGAGGGUCAAGAGGCUUAGCAAUGAUGUGCUCUGCUCUGAUUAUAAUGUAGGGAGAGGAAUCAGCUAAAGGCUCAGGAAGGAGGCUUCUGCAGAGUACAGUAAAGAGGAACUAAAUGAAGUCAUCUUUCCUGAGUCACAGCUGACAACAACAAUGUCUGGCAUCACUGGUGCUCCCACCAACCCUAAUAGUACGACAGCAACUACUGUUCUAACCACAGCCGAGCCUAGCUUCAUUGAAGGUCUUAUUAACAAAAUCCCAUUACCCAGAUGGGCUCUCAUCGCUAUUGCUGUUGCGGUAUGCCUAGUCCUCCUCCUUUUCCUCAUCUGCAUCAUUAAAUGCUGUUGCUGCAGGAAGAAACACAAGAAGAAGGAAAAACUCAACUUGGUUAACAUCAAUGGUUCUUCCACAACAGCCAGUCUGGUCCAGCCUGAUACGGAAGAUAUAGAGUGUGGCCUGGAGGAUGAGAAGCAUGGACGGCUGCAAUAUUCCCUGGAAUAUGACUUCCGUAGCCAGGAGCUGAAGGUUGGAGUAAAGCAAGCAGCAGAUCUGAAAGCAAUGGACAGUGGAGGUACUUCUGAUCCCUAUGUGAUUGUCUAUCUAACAUCGGAUAUGAGGAAAAAAUAUGAAACAAAGGUUUACCGUAAGACACUCAACCCUGUUUUCAAUGACAGCUUCAUUUUCCAGAUACCCCAAGCAGAGGUAGCUGAAUCCACCCUGGUGAUGCAGGUGUAUGAUUUCAAUCGUUUUUCUAAACAUGACAUAAUUGGCGAGAUGCGACUGCCUCUUGGGGAUGUCAAUUUGCAACAUGUUAUUGAGCAAUGGCAUGAGCUCACUGCAGCUAGCAAGAUUGAGCAAGAGCGCCUUGGGGAGAUUUGCUUUUCACUCAGAUACGUACCUAGCACUAGCAAAUUGACUGUGGUCAUCUUAGAAGCCAAAAAACUCAAGCGGAUGGAUGCACAUGGAUUGUCAGAUCCCUAUGUCAAAGUGCAACUUACUCUGAACAAAAAGAAAUGGAAGAAAAAGAAGACAAGUAUAAAGAAAAACACAUUAAGCCCCUACUUCAAUGAGGCAUUUGUUUUUGAAGUGCCCUUCAGUUUGAUUCAAAAUGUAGAUUUGGUGAUUUCAGUCUGGGAUCAUGAUAAAAUGACCAAGGAUGACCAGAUUGGCAAGGUGUUCUUGGGCUGUAGAGCUACCGGCAACCAGCUGCGUCAUUGGUCAGAUAUGCUAGCCAAUCCUCGCAGGCCAGUUGCACAAUGGCACAGCCUACAGCCUGUGGAAGAUGUUGACAAAACCUUGGGACUGAAGUCUCGCUUCAAGCUGCCAAUACCCAACAGCUAAAGCAGAAGAGCUCUCUCUAGUCCUCUCCGACUUGAUAGGGGAAUAAUCCAUACAUUCAAAGAUAAAAGGAAAAGCUUGCAAAAAUGGGCAGGUUACCAAACUUGCAGAAGAUAACAGCCUGAGCUGCAUAACAUCUGGAUCUUUUAGAAAUGUAGCUAAAAGUAUGCUGAGCAUGAGAAUUAACCUUGGGCCAAGCAAAGGGCAAUUCAUUAUGUCUGCAAUGCACAAUCUUGGAAAGAGUCCAUAUUUCAGGCUGAUGGAGAUGCACAUGGCAGUAUUUCCAAUACAUGAUAUGGCCAUGCAAGGUUGGAUUGAAAGCCAUGAUGUUAACACGACGUGGGAAAGGCAGCAUGUGUCCUUGUGUGGCUCAACCAUUUUAACUAGGACGAAAGAGAAGAUAACCAUUAGGAUGGAAACAUAAUUGCAGUCAUGAUAAUUACUAAUGUUAAUAUUUUACCAUUCCAGCUACAGAGACAAUAAUUAAUAAAGGGCUUGUUAAAUACAAGGCAACAAACAAA
Molecule: messenger RNA, 1895 nt
Organism: Heteronotia binoei (common prickly gecko)
Lineage: Eukaryota; Metazoa; Chordata; Lepidosauria; Squamata; Gekkonidae
Gene: SYT8
Product: synaptotagmin 8
Exons: 9
Coding region: 190-1377 (395 amino acids)
Biological process (GO): regulation of dopamine secretion; calcium ion-regulated exocytosis of neurotransmitter; synaptic vesicle endocytosis
Cellular component (GO): synaptic vesicle membrane; axon; dense core granule
Molecular function (GO): calcium ion binding; clathrin binding; phosphatidylserine binding
Source: RefSeq, a predicted model, not a curated record